CACUGUGACUAAUUUUCACGUUGUGUAUUAACUCUUGGCGACUCGUACGCUACAUUACCUGCUCAAACUUAGUACAUAUUUUAUGUUACAUUAAUUAGUUACACAUCUUUGUUUGAUCUUAGGCCGUAUUUACAGAAACUUUGCUGGUUUUGUUAAUCAUUACAACCGUUUCGUUUCGCAUGUACAAAUGUUUUGUUGUGUUUAAAGAUGCCUUGCACUUGUUAGUUUUUGAUCGAGUUUCCCACAAAAAACACCAAAAUAUCCCAUUGUUACAAUGAUAACUUAUUCGUGAACAUGAGUUUAAAAUACAUAUUCUUAUUUUGGGUGUUGACGAUGAAGUGUUCCAGCCUUAUGUGCCUGGAAUAUUCAGAACGUUUUAAUGAGUCUGCCAUAAACACAAUACACACGGGCCAAAGUAAGCGGACGAGUAAAUUUCUUUUUGACACUAUUUUUCGCAUAAGUUCGGGAGUAUCGAAUGCCUUUGGACUUUCGGACACAGAAGACGAGACCGAGUAUACAGAAAACUCGAGCCUAAAGAAUUGUGAUUGUGAUUGUGGUUUUUCCAAUGAAGAGAUCCGUAUAGUAGGCGGUAAGCCCACCGGUGUAAACCAGUACCCUUGGAUGGCCAGAAUCGUGUACGACGGAAAGUUCCAUUGUGGUGGGUCCCUGCUUACCAAGGACUAUGUGCUCUCCGCCGCUCACUGCGUUAAGAAGCUGAGGAAGUCCAAAAUCCGUAUUAUUUUUGGAGACCACGAUCAAGAGAUUACUUCCGAGUCCCAGGCCAUUCAACGGGCUGUUACGGCCGUGAUAAAACACAAAAGCUUUGACCCAGAUACGUACAACAAUGACAUUGCCCUGUUGAGACUUCGCAAGCCCAUUUCGUUUUCUAAAAUCAUAAAGCCAGUGUGUCUGCCCCGCUUCAAUUACGAUCCUGCAGGUCGCAUUGGAACCGUUGUCGGCUGGGGUCGUACGUCCGAAGGAGGCGAACUACCGUCCAUCGUUAAUCAGGUUAAAGUUCCCAUCAUGUCCAUCACGGAGUGCCGGAAUCAGAAAUACAAAAGUACUCGAAUUACCUCAUCGAUGUUGUGCGCCGGUAGGCCAUCCAUGGACUCGUGCCAGGGCGAUAGUGGAGGACCGCUGUUGUUAUCUAAUGGAGUUAAGUAUUUUAUCGUCGGCAUCGUUUCGUGGGGCGUCGGAUGUGGCCGCGACGGAUAUCCGGGUGUUUACUCAAGAGUGAGCAAGUUCAUUCCGUGGAUUAAAUCUAAUUUAGAAAAUACAUGCCUGUGUUCUUAGUCAAAGUUGUAUGCAAAUACACGAACAUAUUUAUUGCCUAGCUAAGUCCGUUUUAAUACAAAGUGUCUUUGUUAUUACACCAUGCAAUCGAGAUUUAAAAUAAAAUUAAAGUUUCAUUUAAAA
Drosophila biarmipes is the source of this 1416-nucleotide messenger RNA. Its product is annotated as trypsin-1. Gene Ontology annotation, molecular function: serine-type endopeptidase activity. The record is from RefSeq and is a predicted model, not a curated record. Bases 295 to 1293 code for a protein of 332 amino acids. Lineage: Eukaryota; Metazoa; Arthropoda; Insecta; Diptera; Drosophilidae. The transcript has 3 exons. Gene Ontology annotation, biological process: proteolysis.